ACUCAAAGGUCAGUUUUCAGUUUCAAGAUCUGUAGGCGCAGUGAUCAGAGGUAAAACGGCGUCGUUUACUGUCAAACGCCACAUCUUCCUCGCUACUACAAUCCAAAUUCCAAGUACUUUAUGUCCUUCAUUCAUUCAUAGUACGCAACGUCAAAUUUUCAGCGCCUGUCAUUUUCCCCUCAACAAACUUCUUCUACUUUCUUCCUUCUCCUUCCCCGCCAUUGAAAUACUCGUCCUUAAUCCCAAGCUCCACUCAAAACUCUCUUCCUUUCUCUCUCUCUCUUUUUUUUUUUUCUUUUUUCUUCCAGUUAAUACUCGCUGGAGAUGGAGAGGAAGGCGGCUCUGGUGGUGAAAUUUGUGGUUGCUUUUUUAGGGAUUGUGAUGAUCGCCACUGGCUUCGCCGCUGAAGCCACAAGAACUAAGGGGAAACAAGUCACUAGAGUUGCUCCUGAUGUGUGCAAAUAUCCCCGAAGUCCUGCGAUGGGCCUUGGUUUUACAGCCGCUCUAUCGCUUUUGUUUGCUCAAAUAACGAUAAAGGCUUCGACGGGAUGCGUUUGCUGCAUUAGAGGUCCUCGGCCUCCUAAAUGGAGAACAGCUGUGAUCUGCUUUACCGUUUCGUGGAUUACAUAUGUGAUAGCAUUCCUCCUGUUCCUCACCGGUGCUGCACUGAACAACGGACGGGACCAACAACGCAACUACCUCGGUAACUACGAGUGCUAUGUUCUAAAACCUGGAGUUUUUUCUUUCGCCACCAUCGUAGGUGUUGCAAGUUUAACUCUGGGAAUGUCCUACUUCCUCAUAUUGAACUCUGCAAAGAAUGACCCUUCUACUGUGUGGGGCCAUCCUUCCGUUCCUCCUCAACCAAACAUCGCAAUGGCACAACCCCAGUUCCCAAACCCUCCUCCACCUCCACCUCCACAGAGAACUACCGACCCUGUAUUCGUUCACGAAGACACGUACAUGAGACGACAAUUCACGUGAUCGGAAAAUGUAGGUCGACACCAAAUGCGUUUAAGGAACAACCGUGUAACUCAUACCACUUUUGAUUGAUGUUAUCUUUUUAAACCAGGGAUUGAAGGUGCACAAAUAUAUAUUUUGGCUCUAGAAAAUAGUUGUUUUGGAGCUGUAUAGGCUCUCUUUCAUAGAAUUGAUUUUGUGAAAGGUGUCAUUUUAUUUCCAUUUGAUCCAUGGGGAGUGAAUAAAUUGUAAUGUAAUAUAAUGUAUAUCCACUGUUGAUUUGUUGUGGGAAGCAGCUGUUUCAUACUUUUUUUU
This is a messenger RNA of Cucumis melo (muskmelon), 1272 nucleotides long. RefSeq lists its product as uncharacterized. Bases 325 to 981 code for a protein of 218 amino acids. The transcript is spliced from 3 exons. NCBI's taxonomy places the organism in Eukaryota, Viridiplantae, Streptophyta, Magnoliopsida, Cucurbitales, Cucurbitaceae. The record is from RefSeq and is a predicted model, not a curated record.